This is a messenger RNA of Bursaphelenchus xylophilus (pine wood nematode), 1750 nucleotides long. NCBI's taxonomy places the organism in Eukaryota, Metazoa, Nematoda, Chromadorea, Rhabditida, Aphelenchoididae. The record is from the annotation of a GenBank genome assembly.
AUGUUGACUAAACUUGCCGUUCUGAUUUUACUAUGUUAUUUGAGCAACGGAGAGAAGGUCAAAUCCAGUUCAUCGUCCAGUGAAUCUGACGAAUCAAGUAAGGAGGUUCCGGUUCAGAAGUUCAUCUGGCCCGAAGCUUGUACCUUUGAUGGGAUUGCAAAGGUAGCCAGCUGCAAACCUACCAAAGACCAAGGAGUUGGAACGGUAGGCAUUUUUCAGUUUUCUAGUCCGUUCAGAAAUUCGCUGGAGUGAUUUCGACGACGCACUGUGAGACUUAUCCUUCCAGAAAGCGCUUUCACGGCGAAAAAGUCUCCGCACUUUAUGAAAAUGCUACAGUGAGGGACCGGAUCCAGUGGCAAAAAACGUCUCCAAACCCUUCCCUUCUCUAAGCUAAAAAACUCCGCUUUGAAAAGCCCGCCUUGAAGGAAAGGGCGCGCUUUUCAAAACGGAGUUUUUUAGCUCAUAGAAGGGAAGGGUUUGGAGACGUUUUGGUCCCUUACGGGAUGCAAAGCGGGACGUUUUUUGCCACUGGAUCCGGUCCCUCACUGUAGUAGUCCGUUCGUGGAGUCAUUGGAGUGUUUUCGACGACAUGAACUGUGACACUAAUCCUUCCGGAAAGUCGCUGGUCUGAUUUUCGAAAUUUUCAUUGUGCGAAAAAAGUCAGGGUGCGAGCGACAGCCCAAAAAAGCCCAUUGCACGGUGCAAAAAGCAAAAAUUGUACAGUGCAAAGUAAAUUUUUGUUCUCCCACGGUGCGUGCCGCCGAUUUCGGUCCAGCGACUUUCCGAACGGACUGGGAAAACAAUUCACUUUGCACUGUGCAAUUUCUUGCUUUUUGCACCGUGCAAUAGGCUUUUUUGGGCUGGGCCCGCACCCUGACCUUUUUCGCGCAGUGUAGACUCCAAAAAUCAGUCCAGCGACUUUCCGGAAGGACUAGUCUCACAGUGCAUGUCGUCGAAAACACUUCAGCAGCUCCACGAACGGACUACCAGCAUUUUCAUAAAGUGCGUAGACUUUUCGCCGAGCGUUGCAGGAAAAAAAUGAUUUGCACAACAAAAUGUGUUGAAAAGGAUCGAAAUGCACAGUGAAAAAAGUCACGGACUUUAUGAAAAUUCUCGUAGUACAAAACCUUUGUUUUGUCGACCUAAUUGUAAUAACACUGUAUCGUUCAGCUCAUAACCUCAAUUGCUUCAUCCCCUCGAGCUCAAGACGUCAGAACCCUAAUCUUCCACUGCUCCGAGCCCCUAGGACAUGUUCUCGCAACACCAGCCUCCCCAAUCGAGGAACUGACCCUCUCCAACUGCGGAAUCUCUUCUAUUACUAUCGGCAAAUCACACACCGGAACUGCUUUGAAGCAUUUGGAUUUGUCCAAAAACAAUCUGACUACGGUUCCCUACUUUGGAUAUCUUCCCGAACUGACCGAGCUUGACUUGGCCGACAAUUCGAUCAGAAGUAUCAGGGAAGGGUCAUUUACUUUCAAUGAGAAACUGGAAACCAUUGAUUUAUCCCGCAAUAACAUCAAAAGGAUCGAGCUGAACGCAUUCGAAAGACCGUUGAAGAAAAUAACUUUAGAUGGUAAGCAAUUUUUUUUGACUAUACCUUCUGGUAAUCCGAAAUUUAUACUUCCCAAUUUCAGAGAAUCUGAAGGUGGUUUGCGAUAAAGAUUGGCCCUUAUUCCUACGGUAUGCCACUAAGAACAAUGUGGAAUGGAGUUUGCCUGGCUCCAACGAUGUGCAAUGCGAUUCCGAAUAG